UCUGUGUUGAAGAGGAGAGGAACUGUUAGAGAUGCAAAGAAAGCAGCAGAAGUGGCGGAGGUGAGACUGAUGAGCACAAUCUUAUGUGGAAUGCUCUAUCGGAUACCAAUGUUGCUUCUGCUUUCCAUACUUCUCUUCAUAUGGUCUUCUUCCACUAUGAUCAUGUCUGGCUCUUUCUUCCAUGUCUGUGUCUCCUCUCGCAAACUCAGCGACCUCUAUUGUCUCUCUGCAGGAACCCAUCCUAAUUUCCAUCUCCCUAUUCCCCUCAACCAAAGCAGCAAUGGUGAGAACGGCAAAGUCUUUGAUGCUAUAAGGUCAAGUUUCGAUGCUAUCAACGGCACCACCACCAAUGGAGAUGCCAAGACUUCAAAUACCAUUAAGGUAACUACCAAUGCUAAGGCAGUAGAAGAGCAACUACAACUUCAUGAUCAACUUACACAGAGCCACGACUUUGAAAGUGAUGGAAACAGUGGUGGUAGUAAUGAUAGACAAGCCGAGAUUUCGAAAGCAGUUAAGGCAGUGGAAGAACAGCUACAGAUUCAUCGUUCCUGGGCAUCUGGUUCUACCAUAACGAAUCAUGGAGCUUGCGAUGGAAGGGGUAUUUUUGUGUAUGAUCUUCCUUCGAAAUUCAACAAAGACUUGGUUGCUCAGUGUGGAGAUAUGACGCCAUGGGAGAGUACGAGUUUCUGUGAGUAUAUGGAAAACGAGGCAAUGGGUCGGCCAAUUCCGGCUCUUGGCAAGGGCUGGUACCGAACCCAUCAGUAUUCUCUCGAGCCUUUGCUCCAUGCGAGGGUGUUGAGGCAUCCCUGCAGAGUCUUCAAUCCGGACGAUGCCAAACUCUUCUAUAUUCCCUACUAUGGAGGACUGGAUAUCUUGAGGUGGCACUUCAAGAACGCUUCCGAUGAUGUCAAGGAUGCAUUGGGGAUCGAGCUAGUAAAUUGGCUUGGGGCACAGAAGUUUUGGGAUCGAAACAACGGAAAGGACCAUGUUAUUGUGUUGGGGAAGAUCUCUUGGGACUUUCGUCGAACAGUCAAGUCAGCCUGGGGGACUAGUUUCCUGGAACUCGAACAGAUGAAGAAUCCUAUCAAGCUCUUGAUCGAGCGACAACCAUGGAAGAUCAACGAUAUUGGGAUUCCGCAUCCGACGCACUUCCACCCUCAAUCAGACGACGAUAUCAUAGCCUGGCAAACGAAGAUCAUCAGUUCGAGUCGUAAGAACCUCGUGUCAUUUGCAGGGGCAGCAAGACCUGACGACCCAGAUAACACAAGAUCGAUAUUGAUAAAUCAAUGCUCGUCGAGUACCGAUGGGUCAUGUCGGUUCCUCAACUGCAAGUCAGGAGCUUGCAGUAAGCCCGAGAUAUUGAUUGAGCUGUUCAUGGAGUCUGAGUUCUGCCUACAGCCGCGCGGCGAUAGCCCAACUCGGAAAUCGGUAUUCGAUUCUUUAGUUGCAGGUUGCAUUCCGGUGCUAUUCGAUCCAUUCUCUGCCUACUACCAGUACCCUUGGCACUUACCAGAAGACCAUGGGAAGUACUCUGUGUUUGUGGGUAAAGAAGAGCUGAAGCAGAUGAAUCUGAACGUAGUGGAAAACCUCAAAGAGGUUCCUAAGACGGUGAGGGAUGAGAUGAGGAGGUUUAUAGUGUAUGAACUGUUGCCUGGGUUGGUUUAUGGAGAUUCCAGUUCACAGCUACAGAGGUUCCAGGAUGCUUUCUCUAUAUCCAUUAACCAUUUGCUUCAUAGGGUCAACAAAUUAGAAUGA
Macadamia integrifolia is the source of this 1755-nucleotide messenger RNA. Its product is annotated as xyloglucan-specific galacturonosyltransferase 1-like. The record is from RefSeq and is a predicted model, not a curated record. The coding region runs from base 70 to 1755 and encodes 561 amino acids. Lineage: Eukaryota; Viridiplantae; Streptophyta; Magnoliopsida; Proteales; Proteaceae. The transcript has 2 exons. Gene Ontology annotation, molecular function: glycosyltransferase activity.